AUGAUCAACUAUGGCGAGGUUGGGGCUGGCGACUCUGGCAAACGACUGGGGGCUAUGCAUAGACUGUGGAACAUCUGUGAUGGCAGUGGGCAAUGUGAUACAACCCCAUACCCGAUCCGCUCUUUGAUGGUGUUUUCCAAGCAAAAGUACGAUCAGAACGCACAGUUGAUUCUCCAUGCCCAAGCUACAUAUCCGGAUGGGGCGUAUGGCGGCGCCUUCGUGGAGGCGCUCCAAGUCGCGGCGGCCAAGAACGAGAAGUGUACCACCGAAACUGUUAGCAUCCCUAUACCCAAGAAUCAGGGGGGCGGCUACGACGUCUACGACUUCAAUCAAUGCACCGGCGCAAGCUUUCACGGGAUCACGUCGUACAUUACAAUCAACGGUGACCCCGUGCUACAGGGCUUCAUGAAUGCCCGCGUUGACCAAGUCACCAAUUACCUCUCGUUCACGCAGCUAUGUGCUGUCAUCACUGGCACAGCAGGAUCUAUCGCCGGUGCUUUGAGUGCAGGGACCGGUGCUCUCCUGGGAGGCAUCAGUGCCCUUUGCGGUGCCUCUUAA
Molecule: messenger RNA, 558 nt
Organism: Phaeoacremonium minimum UCRPA7
Lineage: Eukaryota; Fungi; Ascomycota; Sordariomycetes; Togniniales; Togniniaceae
Exons: 2
Coding region: 1-558 (185 amino acids)
Source: RefSeq, a predicted model, not a curated record